CUCUUUUUUUUUUUUUUUUUUACAUUUCACAAGAGUUAUGUGUUGCAAAAUGCAACCAAAUUCAUCUGCACUUGGGGAAGAAUUGUUCGAGUGUGAGUGAGACUGCAGAUGUGGACACCUGAUCAAUUUUUUAGCACCAAUGGAUUUAUUUUUCUGAACCAGCAAUAGUAUAGGCCCCUCUAAUAUAACAGCAAAGCAGCAGGUUCUUCGUCCUUGACCAUUUCUGUUAUUCUUGACAAUCCUUAUUCAUUGAGUUCCUCUUUUAAUCAGGGGUUUAAUCAACUUCUGUAGCUGCGUAUCUGGCUUACAAUCAGGAAAAAUGGGUGUUUCAUUUUAAGCCUCAAUAUGUGGAUGAUGUAGAAAGACGUGUGAAUUCGCGCAUGCGCAAAGACAGCGCGCAAAAGUCGGUCAAGUUCAGCUGGGAAUGGAGCAGCAGCCUGCAGCCCAGGACUGUUUCAUUGUAUGUCUGCAUCCACACUAGACUAUUAAAUAUUGUGUCAAAUUACACAGCUGUUCCAGGUGUUAACUCCAACCAGUGUAGACACUAGAGGUCAGAAAUCUGACAUGCAAAAGUGAGUUUGGGUGUAUGCGUUUUCUCGCCGCAGCUCUUGUACCUGGACAUGUACCUGAGACUGGACUGCAUCCUCCUGUAAAUCCGCUGACUUUUGACUUUGAGAGUCCUCCCUCUCAGGACUCAUGCAGUCUGAACAGAGCUCCGCGCAGUGGACAAUCAGCUGCAGCGCAAACAACAUGCCUCCUAUAUCACUGUACGCGCGAACCAGCCGUGGAGUUCAGCGCAACGCGCCCUGAUCUCACAUCCAGCACACUGCAGCGGUUGGAGAAACUCAACAGUACGUGAAGAUGCCGUUUUGCAAGCGCAUCACUGCGCCCAAGGACGUGUGCAAAAGCGCGCUGAGGAGCGCCGGAGCGCCGUUCACCGACUUGGCGGACGUGUGCGGCUUUAGCCUGUGCUCCAUCAUCAGACAGCUCUCAGAUUUGUGCAGGCAAUCGGUCAGCAUCCUGGAGGAACUCGAAGGAGAGAUCGCCUCCAUUUGCCAUCGCUCGGGAACCCUGGAGAACAAAGUUAUCAGCUUGCAGAGACACGUCUCGGCGCUGGCAGCCAGCAAACCGCCUCUGAAAACCACCACCAACUUGGACUCGGAGAGCAAGCGAACGGCCCACUUCCAAUCGUCAUGGCAACAGCAUGUGAAUGUGUUUGGCUCAUGGAGUAGGCCGGAGUGUGUGCAGGAGCUGCACCAAGAGGCUCAGCUCAACCUCCAGAGCCUGCUGCAAGACUUCGAGGAGCAGCUGUAUGAUAACAGAGUAACUGGGCAGACAUUCCGGCACCCUUCGUCUCAGAGCUCAGAGGACACCUCCACUACCUUUAGCCGCUCGCCUUCCUCACACAACAACAAAAAAACAGAGUUUGUCUUCCUGCCUGCAAAUAAACAGGUGUGUGAGGAUGAGACAACAUCAUUAGGAAUCCGGGCUCAGGACCCGGCUGCUUGUGGCUCAGACCGCUCCCUCCUGGGCUGGAAUUCUUCAGUGGGGCCCCCGGUUGCUGAAAAACCUCGCUGGCACCUGAGUCGACACUCCUCUGCACACCUCGUCCCUAUCGAUGUCACUGGCCAGAGCUUUGAUAAGCACGCCAGCGAACUCCAGGCCCCCUUUAGAACUGAAAAGGCGGUUAACCCAAAGACCAUCCGCCGCCCAAGGAGUGUGAUCGCAGGCCCUGAUGUCACGCUGCACUGCCAAGGUGAUGGCAAAAUUCUUGCUGUUGAUCUGAUACAGGGUGCUUGUUCUCCUGACUCAUCCCAACCAAGAUCUCUGGAACCCACCACAGAGAAUACAGGCGAGCAGCACAUACCUUUACGGAAAACUCAGAGUGACAGAGAGCACAGUGUCCCCCCAUCUCCCAAAGCCCCCAAAGGCAUGAUGGACCAUGCCACUCUUAUGUGCCCCAGCUCUUCUUGGAAUGGCCCAAAGGGUUCCACUUUUUCUCCCUCCUGGAAUGACUCCUACAGCUAUGCCCUAACCCCAGACCCUGCUGCCAAGCAGCCUUUGUCAAAACCUGGGAAAUCUGACUCGGGUGGAGGUGGCCUUAUAUGCCCUUCUCAAACCAGCUCUACCAUGUCCAUAAGCUCUGUAUCACACUCAAACUCCUUCACUUUCAUCUCAGAACCUUCUGGGCACAGGACAUAUGCAGUCACACAUGGAAAUGCAAUUAAAGGAAAGAUUUAUGAGACUGAGGGUGCAGCACCUAGUCCAGCAGCCGGUAAUGGGCUCAACAAGUGUGAGCAAGAGAAGAAAUCAACGCGAGCAAAUGCUUUUAAAUUCCGUGAACGCUCCCUUUCAACACCAACGGAUUCUGGAUCACUCUGCUCAACAGACAACAUAUGCUGCCCAGGAGAGACAGUACCUAUAGUCAGAGAAGGUGAGAGCUAUGCUUUGCUGUACCCUAGCAACAGCUCUGAGGAUAACACCAGUACAGACAAUGUGUCUGUAGCAACAGGGUCUGACUUCUUCCCAGUUAGUAGGCUAAGGUCACGAUCAAGAAGUAUCUCACUGAAGAAGCCCAAAAAAAAGCCACCUCCUCCAGUACGCAGUGUGUCCCUUGUAAAGAACUUGUCAGCAAUUGGUGGGAUGGGCUCACACCAUGAUGAAAGACAUAUUAGAGAUGGUAGGCCUAAGAGCCUCUUCAUUCCACGAGAUCACAAUUUCCAGGAUUCAUUCCAGCCUGAGUUCCUUAUGGCUUCUAAACCAGAUGAAGAGACACACAGCAGUUUGGAGACAUCUCAGCCUCCUGACAGAGAAGCUGAGCUAGGCUUCCCACCUCACUGGCAGCUCAGUGAGUGGAAGUCCAACAAUGACCCAUAUCGUUCAUUAUCAGGCUCUAGCACUGCUACGGGUACAACAGUAAUCGAAUGCGUUAAAGUGCGUGAAAGCUCAGAAUCCCUAAAUUCACCAUCAACCUCGCGUGCUACUUCCCCUUCCCCAGUUUCCAUUGAAGCAGAAACUAAGGCCUCUCCAUUCAAGCCUCCAUGUCUUAUGUCCCCCUCGAGUGGAUACUCGAGUCAGUCUGAGACUCCCACCCCAACUAUUACAUACCCUGCCAUCAGUGGACUGACCCCAACAGGGUGCAAGAUGCGCCCAAAAAUCCCAGAAAGAAAGUCCUCUCUUCCAGCAACCUCACCAAAAGACAAAUCCCAGUCUCGUCUUUCAUUUGAGUUACCUGCGAAUUCCCCAGUAGACUUGUCAUCUGUCAAACCCAAACCUAAAGCAAGCCGGAGACACUCAGACACAUCUACCACCAACAAACCAGGAAAACCGAGUCAGUCAUCACUGCCCAUGGUUACCACAACAGAUCUGCGAAACAUAAGACUCCGCUCAGUAAGUCGCUCAGAACUUGAGGACAGUCCUGAUGGAUCCUCUGACAUCAUAGAAGAGGAACAAGGACGUGAUAUUAGUCCUCCUACCACCCUAUAUAGCUCUAAGCCACCCAAGCCACCAGUUGCAGUAAAGCCACCACUUCCCAAACGACCCAUGAACUUGAUGCUUAAGUCUCCCUCAUCAUCACCCCAUGCUCAGGAAUCUCCACCAGCCUCCCCAAUAGACCGACCAAUGCCUGUAGGCAAUAUUUACAUGGUGGUCAGGAAGCCUAAACCUAAGAGGCCAUCCCAAUCAUCAACCAGUCCAUCUGCAGUUACACCUCAAGAGCAUGUGCCUAGGAAUCCACCUCCUCUACCUGAGCUUGACCUUGAACAUGGGAUACCAAUUGAGGAGGAUUUUAUCUUUCCUAGCAGUCCAGAGAAAGAGGACAUAGGCAAGAACCUUUGUGGUCAAAGUCCCAUUUUCUGCAUAGGUGAAUUAGACAAGAAGAAACCCAAGGUACCCCCACCAGUACCAAAAAAGCCAAAUGUUCUUCUUUUACCUUCCCCUACUGUCCAGGUACCAAGCAAUGGCACUACAGAAAAGCAAAGCCUGCUACUGGAAAGUGGUUCUCAGUCACCUCUAGGCCCACCACCAUCUGAAGCUGAGGAAGCUUCUUAUAAUGAAGAUGAUCAAGACAUAUCAAUUUACCAAGAAAUCCCAGGGGGUUGGCAGAGCAAUGCACACCAUGAACAUCAAGGACACCUGGAAGGUCUUGGAAAUGAAGAAAACAAUGAUGCACCAGAGGACGGUACCCCCAAGGAUAUUGGAUCGAUUAGAGAUGUUGAGAUAAAGGCAUUUACUGCAGAAAUAAUGGCAGAAGCUCCACUUGAGGAAAACAGUUCCAUCAAAGACAAGACAGAACUGCACAUCACUGAAGAAACAGAUGAUGAUGUGCUUGUAAACACACCUACCACCCAUACAACUGAAGACCUUUUUACCAUCAUACACAGAUCUAAGCGGAAAGUCCUUGGCCGUAAGGAGCAAGCAUUUGGCAGUCGUCAGAGCCUUGUGUCACCUGUGAAAAGUAGCAGCAGUGACAUUCGAACUUUGACACUGGGAAGCACUCCAAGGUCAAAUUCUCGGAAUGAAAACUUCAUGGCACUUCUUCAGAAAAAGGGCAGCAAGUCAAGCAGUGGAACACGGGUCUCUGCCAUGGAACUGCUGAAAAGCACAAACCCUUUGGCUCGCCGUGUCACUGAGUUUUCUCAGUCAGAUCUGGAUGCUGCUGGGACUGACCCAUCUAAAACAGCUCUACCAGACCAGUGAUUGAACUUGUAGAGAUCCGAAUGUAAUGGCUCUUAGUGCAUCACUGCACAUCUAAAUGGUUUUACUUCCCGGGAUCUUGCACUGUCUGAAGUAAGGUGCUUUUGAGUUUUUUCAACCCUGGGUCUCACCUUUUUGUCAAGUGGAGGUGGAGUGCUGUCCAUAUCAAAAGGGAUGGAACAAAUUGUUUAUAUGAGGUUCUGAAAUAGUUUGGUUAGCAUUGGAAAUAUAGGCUCACCAGCCAUUGUAUGUAGACAAAUUUGCCAAUGCCCACAUUUAAAAUGCAGAAUUAUUGCAAGUCUAAGAAAGAUGAUAUUUCUUUUGUGAUUAGCUUGAAGUUCAUAAAACAAAUGCGAAAAAGCAUAAUUGUCCUAGUCAGAAAGAGAAAUACGGAUGAUCUGCUGUGGAGACCCCUAAUGAGAGCAGCUGAAAGAAGAAGUCGUCCUAGUCAGAAAGAGAAACAUUCCAUAAAGAAAAUGUAAAACAAAUUCCCUUACAAAGCACUUUUAUUACUAAAGUAGUUUACAGUAGAUUUAUUUGUCAUUUUUGUUUGUUUAUAUUCAUACAUAAAGAUAUAAAGGGUCCUGUUUAACCUUCUGGGGUUGAAUUAACCCAGAAUAAAACCGAAUAUCCGAUAUUUAAAUAUAGAUUAAGGAUUUUUGUGGCUUUCCUUAAAACUGCCUUUUUUUUUUGCCAUGUUUACAACAAACAGGGACUAAAGUCACAAAAUAGACAACCUUCAUGCAAUAUUCUUUCUAAAUUAUAGAUCUUCCCUUACUGCCAGUAGUGGUACACAAUGGGUAGUAGUGUUGUGUAUGUGUAGUACAUACAGUACACACAGUGAAAAACCAAAACCACCACAGAGCAGAUUAUGAGAACGGUACCAAAUGAAAGCAAAUAUAAGCUGGACACAAAGAAAAAAAAAUAUCAAUGACUGUAGACAGAAGCUUUCAAAUCCUUCUACUGGGGUCUUUGAUCCUGGCUGUCUAAUAUGGAGAACCUUUCAGGGGUUUCUUGUUAUGGUUAUCGAAGUAACCAAGGAAAAUAGUUGUUAAGGACUACAAAUGGUAAAGAAGAACUUCUUAAGGUCACCUCCAUAUCUUUUUAACCAGAUAUUUGGGAGAUAUGGUGCUGCAGAAUAUUAUAAUCACCACAUGCCCAAAAAAGCUGCAGCUACAAUGUGUUCCUAAAAAUUUUAUCUGUGUCCACAUUGUAAUUCUCACUUAUUAUAUGACCAUUUCAUACUAUGCAUCAAGGCUGGAUGUGCUGCUUCUGUGUCACUUAGGGCAAAUUAGCAGUGAAUGCCUAUUAAUAUCAGGAAGAGGGAACAAAGCUCAACAGUUUAGUUUUCUGAGUUUUUUUUUUUUUGUAUAGUCAUCACCCAUGUCACUGCUGAAAAGGACAUUUAUUUCUUUGGUAUAACUCAUAGACAAAAACUAUCAUGAGAAUUUGAGGUCUGUGUAGGUCUCAAAAUCAGGUUUGUCUAUCAGAUGUUUGGAGACAAAAAGACAGAAAAUUUAGUGUGCAGAGAAUUUCCCAUAAAGACUACUUGCUCCUUCCCAUUCCCUUGAAAUAUUUUCUCCCACAUGUGAUUGUGCUGCUCUGGCUCACAAUCAGAAUCAUGAAACCUGGUGCUAUUGAGCCAGAGCACCCCCUGCAGUCCAGGAGGGGAAGCACACCUGGUGAGAAAUCUGUUCCGGCACUGAGGAUAAAAAAAAGUUAAUUAUAUCAGGCCGUCAGGUAUCCUGAAAGCAUCUAAAUAUAUCAAAGAAUAUAAAGUAUUACUUUAAAAUAGUGAGUGAAGCUUGUUUUCAGUAUUUAGUGAAUGAAAAAAGACAACCAGUGUUUGUUUGCCUUGUACUCUGGCGUCAAGCCUGUGUUUUUAAAUGCCUUGGUAAUGCACUUCUGUAGAAAUAUCCACAGUUUCUUUUAGUCUUUUUAUGAAUACUACUCUAACGGUCAUUAUUACUCUUGUGCACUCUGUGCUGCAUCCAUUCUUAGUUGAAAUUAGCGUAAAAAAUUCCAGAGGACGGUGGAGAGGGAGAGAGAAAGCCAAAAUGUCUGGAUAUACAAUGAGUGAAGUAUGUAAGAGGAAGAAAACAGAAUGUUAGAAGCCAUAUGUUGAGUCACUGGGAGUUUUCACAUACAUCUAGUGACAACUUAGACUGUACAUUCUGUCACAUAGACCAAAAGGAUACAGUGACCUAAAGCAUAAGAGAUUUCUUUAUGUGACAAACUAUCAUUAAAACAUAUACUUGCUUCUGUAUUCUUCCUCCUUUCUCCCUCCAUCUUGGCCUCUUUCCCAUUCUCCUAAUGACUCUCACAGGAGCUUAGGUUUGUACACAGAGGAGAGAUGAAUUUCAAAUAUGCCCCGACAAAAUCAGAGCACAGUGAACUUUGAGAAAUUCAGACCCUAGAGGGUAUAGUUUUUUAAAGCAUUGUGCUUAGGAUCAGCAACUAUUGGACAAUUGUUUAAAGAGACUCUGGGGAUUUAUUUUAAAACAUUUUUGUGAAUCAAUUUAAGUCAGAAGUCGUCCCCUUCUAAGCUUAGAAACUUUCAGCCAGUGCCAAAUUUGAAAACAUACACUGUAUAUAAAAUGUAAUUCUAAGAUACAAUUUAGUCAAAAUUUAUCAUAAAGAUUACUAUAUCAGAGAAUUAUAAAGACUAUAAAAGAUCACCUUAGAGUUUGCUGACUCUAUGAAAAAAAGCUUUAAUUGCCCAUUGUCCUUGGGACAUAAACAGUUGGCUGGGAAAGAAAGAAAGUACUGGGAAUUAUAUUUUUGUUAUUUUAUCAUUGUAAAAAGACGUAUAUAAAGAAAUCUGAAUAUUAUGAGCCUCCCUCUCCAGCAGUAAGGAUAUGUAGCUGUGAGCUCUUCAAGCAGCUAUGUCUUGCCUAUGUGAUAAAAAGUUACAUAAAUAAAUUAUUUUUCUUGCUUAAA
This is a messenger RNA of Silurus meridionalis, 7635 nucleotides long. RefSeq names its product NHS-like 2 (gene nhsl2). NCBI's taxonomy places the organism in Eukaryota, Metazoa, Chordata, Actinopteri, Siluriformes, Siluridae. The transcript is spliced from 8 exons. Bases 862 to 4698 code for a protein of 1278 amino acids. The record is from RefSeq and is a predicted model, not a curated record. Gene Ontology annotation, biological process: cell differentiation.